UCAUUUAUAGAUUGGAUUGAAGGCGGCUGGUGUGUAUGUGUGUGUACAGUACAGUAUUUUGUUUGGUUGGAUGCUGUGGGUAGUUGAUUGCUGUGGGCUGUACUUGCAAGACACACCUUUUCAAGACAGCCCCGUGUGCAGAUCCGGGUGUAGACAAGAAGCCUGUGUGAAAACAGACUCGGUCGCAAGCUCAAAGCAGGAGAGCAGAUGGCCUCUGCAAAUGACACCAAGCCAGCGCCGAAAGAUGCUGCGGACCAGAACUUCGACUACAUGUUUAAGUUGCUCAUCAUCGGCAACAGCAGCGUAGGCAAGACCUCGUUUCUCUUCCGCUACGCCGAUGACUCCUUCACGUCUGCCUUCGUCAGCACCGUGGGCAUUGACUUCAAGGUGAAGACCGUCUACCGGAACGAGAAGAGGGUGAAGCUUCAGAUAUGGGACACGGCAGGCCAGGAACGUUACCGCACCAUCACCACGGCCUACUACCGGGGAGCCAUGGGAUUCCUGCUCAUGUACGACAUCACCAACCAAGACUCCUUUGGUGCAGUACAUGACUGGGCUACACAGAUCAAAACAUACUCAUGGGAUAACACCCAGGUGAUUCUAGUUGGCAAUAAAUCUGACUUGGAAGACAACCGUGUGAUCCCCACAGAAGAAGGAAAGCGACUGGCUGAUGAAUUAGGCUUUGGGUUUUUCGAGGCGAGUGCAAAGGAGAACAUCAACGUGAAGCAGGUCUUUGAGCGGCUGGUGGAUAUCAUCUGCGUGAAGAUGUCCGAGAACCUGGACAUUGACCCCACCUUGCCGAAUAACAAGAAUACCACUCUCACGGAGAACAACAGACCCCAGGAAGGCAACUGUGCAUGCUAGGGUGCCUCACCCCUAGCCUCUGGCCCAAAUCACCCACCACAGAUGGCAACAGGGGCAUAACUUUCUAAACGCCCUUUAUGUGGCGAAUGUUUGCAUACCAUGCAUCUGCGAGCUAAGAAUUUCACUGUGAUUUGCCACAUCUGACAAUAAAGUAUUCAUUUCAAUUCAAUAUUUAGACUGCUGGCUGUUAAGGGCGCUGGUUUGUCCAUCGCCCACUUUCACCGCUGUUUUUUGCUGGAGGAUUGGAUUGGUGCAGGGAUAGACCACCACAGUUGCCCCAAACCUGGAGGGAGAUCUCUGCUUGUGACUGAGCGAUGUUUGAUGUACGACGUGGGAUUGUAGAUCGAAGCCAAGCCAGUGGAUAUUUGCCCUCACAUGCCAACGUGCCUCAUCUACACUAGUCCUACCUGCCUGCGUCUGGCCCAUAACCUUCCAAACCUGUCCUAUCCAUGUACCUGUCAAACUGGUUCUACAAUGUUGCAAUAGUCCCUGCCUCAACUACCUUCUCCGGCAGCUCGUUCCAUACACCUACCACCCUUUGUGUGGAAACGUUACAUCUCAGAUUCCUAUUAAAUCUUUUCCCUUUAAUUGGCCUCUGUAAAUUGUCCCUUGUAUGUAGGAUGGACCUAGUGUACGGGGUGAUUGUUGGUCGGUGCAGACUUGGUGGCUGAAGGGCCUGUUUCCGCUCUGUCUCUCUAAGCUAAACUAAUCUAAUCUUUUAGAUAGACACCCAUUUCAUUGUCUCUUAUGAGACAAUGACAAUAAAUUGAAUCCAAUCCAAUCCAAUCCAAAAAGCUGGAGUAACUCAGUGGGACAGGCAGCAUCUCUGGAUAGAAGAUAGGGUGACGCUUCGGGUCGAGACCCUUCUUCAUCCAUUUCUUCUCUCCAGAGAUGCUGCCCGUCCCGCUGAGUUCCUCCUGCAUUUUGUGUCUAUCUUUGGAUAAACCAGCACCUGCAGUUCCUUCUCACACAAAAACUAAUCUCAUGAUCGUUCCAUAUCCUAUACCGAGCGCUGAUUCGCUUUGGAUGUGUCUGUACAGAGUUUCAAGUUAUUUACCCAGAUUCUACGAGUACUACCAGAUUUAGGGAGAAGGAAGUCUUCAAAUGGAAUGGAAACACAUGCUGUGAAUGUGAGCAUUUCUAUCCUGGACAUGAACUUAUUGUUGGGACUUUUGCUUGUUUGUAUUGAGCGAUUUCUGUCUGUUUUAUGUCGAGAAAAAAUGACUUUAAAAAUAAAUAUUGAUAUUUAAAAAA
Molecule: messenger RNA, 2118 nt
Organism: Leucoraja erinaceus (little skate)
Lineage: Eukaryota; Metazoa; Chordata; Chondrichthyes; Rajiformes; Rajidae
Gene: rab3da
Product: RAB3D, member RAS oncogene family, a
Exons: 6
Coding region: 208-864 (218 amino acids)
Biological process (GO): protein localization to plasma membrane; protein secretion; regulation of exocytosis
Cellular component (GO): plasma membrane; endosome; synaptic vesicle
Molecular function (GO): GTP binding; GTPase activity
Source: RefSeq, a predicted model, not a curated record